ACAAGACAUUUGUUUGCCUAGCUGGAAGCAUCCGUAGUCUACUAUGUUGAUUAUUUGUGGUUAGGGCUUGUACGCGUCCUCUUUGUCUAAUAGGUUUAAGUUUUGCAUAAGGCAAAGGCGGGGUCAGUUGGAGUUUAAUACUAUUGUUUGCAUUAUCGUUAUCGCAAAGCUUAAGCUUUUAGGUCAAAUAUUAGGUUUUUUCAAGUUUUUUAGUUUGAGAUUUGGGUUUGUGGGUUGUGUUGAAAUUCUGAAAUAGGUCCACAAAAAUGAUUCCAACUGGGUUUAGAUUCAAUCCCACUGAUGAAGAGCUCAUCGAUAUACUGAAAAGAAAAGUAUGUGGACAAGAGAUGCCUCUGCAUGAUCGUUUCAUUGUUGAAAGAAACAUAUAUGAGCUUGAUCCUCGAGACUUUCAUUGGGAUCACACAGUCGUUUUACCCAAUAAUGAACGAUAUUGUUACUAUAUGAGGGAGACUGAUUCCAGAGAAGUACCUGGUCGGGGAUGGUGGAGAGCUACAGGCCAUGUAAAGAAAAUUAAUGGCAACAGCAAAAAUGUGGUGGGUUACAAAAGGCCAUUGACAUUUAUUAGGUUUAAGGAUAGCGAAAGAAAGCGUAAAAAUGCCUUCAAGACCAACUGGAUUAUGCAUGAAUAUAGCCUAGACUCCAACACAACGGAAUGGAGACUUUGUAAGAUCAAAUACAAAGGCAAGGCAAGUGUAAAAGAAGAGAUGGAGAAUAUCAGAAAAGGGUUUAAAUUAAUGACUAGUUUCGAAUCGAGCAGCCCUUCAAUCAUGGUGAUGGAGCUUGAUUUUGUUGAUGAAGAACAACAGCAACAGUCACAGCUCUUAAAGCUAGAAAAUAAUUUUCAUGAAACUCAUGAUUCAAUGGACAUGGAGUUUCAUUUUCUUAGUGAAGAACAAGAGAAAAUAUUACAAGUGCCACAGGCUUUACAACUUAAUGGUGAAGUGAUGAAUGAUGAACAUUCUUUUAGGCAAAAUAUGCAAAUUAUGGAUGAUCAGCAACAAGAUCAACAGCAAUCAAAUGCUUCGUAUGAUCCAAUUUUAACUCAUAUUUCGAAUUCAGAUUAUUACUUUUAUAAUCAAAUGGAGCAUCCGGAUUCAUCGGAGGAACUAUUUCCAAGCCUUUGGAAUUGGUGAAAUUAGAAUUGGGAAGCUUGAAUGAAUGUUUGAUUAAUAUAUAUUUAUUUCAAAUUUCUAAAGUUUUGUAUGAUUAAGAAGUGUUUUUUA
Messenger RNA from Mangifera indica (mango), 1244 nucleotides. Its product is annotated as NAC domain-containing protein 83-like. Gene Ontology annotation, molecular function: DNA binding. The record is from RefSeq and is a predicted model, not a curated record. Bases 267 to 1154 code for a protein of 295 amino acids. The transcript is spliced from 3 exons. NCBI's taxonomy places the organism in Eukaryota, Viridiplantae, Streptophyta, Magnoliopsida, Sapindales, Anacardiaceae. Gene Ontology annotation, biological process: regulation of DNA-templated transcription.